Stylophora pistillata is the source of this 1751-nucleotide messenger RNA. Its product is annotated as alanyl-tRNA editing protein Aarsd1. Gene Ontology annotation, molecular function: ATP binding; nucleic acid binding; alanine-tRNA ligase activity. Lineage: Eukaryota; Metazoa; Cnidaria; Anthozoa; Scleractinia; Pocilloporidae. The record is from RefSeq and is a predicted model, not a curated record. Gene Ontology annotation, biological process: alanyl-tRNA aminoacylation; regulation of translational fidelity.
UUUGUUCGUUUCUUCUCGCUCCUUUCGCUGAGCUGACACAUUCGUAACGUAGGCAGCACUCUUUUCGUUUUGGUCGCAAAAUAUUUGAAAACAGUUGGUCAAUACGUCGAAUAACUAGUAUGGUCUUUGCAUGUCAACAAGAUUCUUUCCUCAGAGAGCUGAGGACACAAGUGGUGUCCUGUAAAUCCAGCAAACUUGCCGGCCAAGCUGCUUACGAAGUUGUUCUGGAAGACACUGUCUUGUUUCCUGAAGGAGGGGGUCAGCCUGAUGAUAGAGGAACGAUUAAUGGUAUUGAAGUCAUAAGAGUGGUUAGACAAGGGGGGCAUGCUAUCCAUUACAUUCCAGAGGAAAUUCCUGAAGCAACUGAAGUAAAGCUUGUUGUUGAUUGGUCAAGGAGGUUUGACCACAUGCAACAACACUCAGGACAGCACUUAGUGUCUGCCAUCAUUGAAAACAAGUUUGGUUAUGAAACAACUUCAUGGGAGUUAGGAAAAUUACGUUCACACAUAGAACUGAACUGCAAAAAGCUCACUGCAGAAGAAAUGGAGUGGAUAGAGACAACAGCUAAUGAAAUCAUCAGGAACAAUACACCAGUUAAUGUUCAUAUUUAUCCUGAUGCAACUUCUGCUAAACAAGAAAAUGCAAGCACCAGAGGUCUUCCUGAUGACCAUGAAGGUCCUGUCAGGGUGAUUGAAAUACCAGGCAUAGACCGAAAUAUGUGUUGUGGAACGCAUGUUACCAAUCUAAGUCAAGUUCAGGUUAUUAAGCUGUACCCUGAGACAGAGUCAAUGCGAGGAGGUACCAGACUAUUCUUUUUGGCAGGAAACAGAGUUUUAAAGUGUCUGGGAAAGGCAUUAGAUAAUGAGAGAGCAUUGACAAAAAUGUUAAGUGUUGGACCUGAUGAUCACUCUACAGCUGUGGAUCGAAUUCAAACAUCACUCAAGGCUGUUAAUAAGGCCACAAAGUCACAGCUAAAAGAGAUUGCACAGUUGGAAGCUUACCAGCUUAAGGCAACUAGCCAAACAAAAACAUACCUCUAUAUACACAGAGAAAAUGGGGACAUGGACUACAUGAAUGCAUUGGUGAAUGAACUAUCAGACCAGCCACUUCCAGUGCUGGUGACAGUUGGACCUGACAAAGGGCCAGGGCAGUUCCUUUUGUAUGGAAAUGAAAAACAAGUGUCUCAAAUAGGACCAAAAAUUGCUACUAUUCUGGAAGGCAAAGGUGGUGGAAAAAAAGGAAGAUUCCAAGGAAAGGCUAAUACAUUAAAAACAAGAAAUGCUGUAGAAGAUCUGCUAAAGGAAUUUUUCACUUUAUCAGUAAAUGGAACUGCAUAAUAUGGCAACUUGUAAUAAAAUGUCAAAGAAUCCCAGAAUGAAAAUGCUAGUAGCUAUUACCCAGCUGUAAUAUCCAUAGUUGAAGUUUACAUUCUCAGUAUUAAAGAAUUUUAAAUUCAGAAGAGUGCUCCUUAUGGAGGAAACCCAAUCAACUAGCUCUUUGCACUAAAACAAGUUAAUGAAUGACUUAGGCGCUUUAAUUGUUUUUCUAGUUCUUAGAAUGUGUUAAAAAAUAACCUGUCCUGUUUGUAAUAUCUUAUUGUAACUAAGAAACAUUAAAAAGAAAUGGAAAAUUACUAAUCACUUUGUACUGAUUUUUACAAAAGGAGUCAAACCAACACCUGCCGUUUUCCAGUAGUUGUUUUCUUCAAGUUUUGUGUGGGAAAACAAAGAUUAAAGUUAAGUUUUGUCAAA